AUGCCUUCCAACCCGUUGAAUCGGCCUCUGAAAAAGAUAAAGCCAACUCCCAAACCUGUUACUGAUCGACAGGUCCAGUUUUUAGCUCAAAAGAAAAAGGAUGAAAAAGAAAUAGGUCGAACUUUUGCUCGUAUCACAGCAGCACCCGCCGGAACCUCGCUUUCGAUUGAUCAUCCACACAAUUGGGCGGAUCAACACUACGCAGGCCUGGACCGCGAAGACUUUGAUAUUCUACAAUUUCCUCACGGCUUUGACGACUUAACAAGCAGCCCAGAGGAUGAUGAUUCAGAUUCAGAAUGGAGUGAUAUUGAAGAUGAAGAAAUUAUCUCCAGCAUCAAGAGAGCUCGAAAUAAUGCUAGAAGAUUGCAGGCCGAGCUUCGAUGGGCUCACCAAUGUCACUGUAUGAUACCGUCUUUCCUGCGAUGUCUGCGAUCAAUCGAGAAGCGUGGCAAAGAAGUGAUGAAGCGGUUGGCUGAAGCUGAAGCUGAGCUCAGUAGCUUACUACUGGCAAAUCCAACAAUGACUACAGAGUAUCUUGAGGUUCAAUGGGCUCGGCAGCGUGAGGUUCAAAAACAAGUGAUCAGUGAGAGCGCAAAAGACAAGCGGGACAAAUUGCUGGUAUAUAUGGAGUUUGAAGAAGAGUUAAUUGAAGCACGUGGAAAGCUCGAAGCUCUAGAAUCAAUAACACCAAGAAUCCGAACCGGUGAGGAGCGGAAUGAACUCUUGAGAUUACCCAAUACCAUCGUCCUCUUAGAGAGAAGGGCUGUGGAUUUGGCCCAAGAGCUGGGUGCGUUGGUCCUUCCGAAUCGAACAGACGAGAGAAAAAGGAAUAUGGGUUUUUUACACUCCUCAUUGAUGAAGUCGGCAAAUCGUCUUUGGAGGUCAUGGGAUAUUGGCUUGGGUAAUGCACUCAAAUGGACUGCAACAUACCUGGAUGCUGAGUAUCCUGACGAAGAACUUCUUACUCGGUGGAAUGAGAUGAAGGCAAGGGUUAUGACCCAGUGUAAUGAGGCAUUUGAUAUGCAACCUUUGAUAGCGGAGAUCGAGGCAAUCUAG
This is a messenger RNA of Melampsora larici-populina 98AG31, 1056 nucleotides long. RefSeq lists its product as uncharacterized. The record is from RefSeq and is a predicted model, not a curated record. The coding region runs from base 1 to 1056 and encodes 351 amino acids. Lineage: Eukaryota; Fungi; Basidiomycota; Pucciniomycetes; Pucciniales; Melampsoraceae. The transcript has 4 exons.